UUUAAUUAUUUCGUCUGUAAAGUUAGUCCACAUUUUCAAGUUUCCAUACACGAAACCUAAUUUGUGGACCAUAAGCUGGUACUCAAGGUUAUGUUAUCAGCACUAUAUAAACAGAGGGUCGCGUCAAAGAUAUGUAGUUGGUAUCGCCGAAAAUGAAGGUACUCUCCGUUGUGUCGGCUGCUUUGCUUGUGUCGUGCGUGUGCAGUCUGCGCGUGCCUCGCCUGAAGCCAGUACUGUCUCUGACAAGUCUGACGACGGUGAAGGGGACACCAGAGGAAUGCAAAACGUGCAUCGAGUUUGCUGGGCAGUCGAUCAGCACCCUUCUCAAUGCGAUUCUACAAGAGGAAGUGGACGCGUGCGGCGACCUGUGUCAGAUUCUUGUCGACAAGACCGGAAAGAAAGCGCUGGGAGCCGUCUGCACUAUCCUCUGUGACAUCGUGGGCAUCAAAGAGUUUAUCAACGCCAUUAACAAGGCAGACUUCGAUCCCAUUUAUCUCUGUGAACUUAUACCGGUGUGCCCCAUCAACGACAACGGUGAUGCCACAUUCACAAUGUUGGAAGUGACCCCUAAAAAAGGACCUCAAGGUGAGUUUGACAUCGGCUUCGAGUUCGUCUCUAAGAACGGUACAGGUACUGGAGAACUUGCUAUUGACAUCGCAACGGUGGACGGCAUUCCUGUUGGCGAUGCCUUCCUGAAUAUGGAGUCGCCGCCGGGUACAUAUCCCGGUACCAUCAAGCUGGAUGCGGAACCGAACCCCGACUGUGACCCUACCCAGGGACCAUGCGAAAAUUGGCAGCCAGGGCAAUAUAUCGUAACACUUGCCAUCUGCAAUGGUGAAUGCGGCAGCAAGCAUCCACACAGCAAAGUCUAUGAUACGAAGAAGACCACGUUCGAAAUCACGGAUAACUGAUGUCCAGUGUGUGGCAAUUAACAUUUGAGAGUGAAAUCAAUGUUUUACUAACUUUAGUGAUGUAUGCGUCCCACAUGAGUAUCCAUAGGAAACAAAAUAUCAAUUACGCUUCCCAAUUACCAAAAAUGUGGUCAAACUAAACCUGAUUGGCAAAGAAAAUUCUAAAUAACAACCAUACUAUUACAAGUGGUCCAUUUUAUUCCAGAUUAUUAUAAUUCAUGAUCACGUUCAAAGCAAUUGUACCAUAUUUUUGAAAGGUUUUGAAUUGACUAAAUCAGUAUAUACACAAUUAAGUUCCUAAUUAAAUGAACAUCCUAUAACAUAGUUUAUGAUGAAUCUGCAGAGAUUUAACAAUCGAAAUAAAUUUCAUUUUAAAGAUGUGGUAUAUAUCUAGAUAUGUAUAAUAACCAUAAACAUUAUAGACGAACUUGAUUCUGUUAAUAAAAAAUGACAAAAUACGGAA
Molecule: messenger RNA, 1374 nt
Organism: Dreissena polymorpha
Lineage: Eukaryota; Metazoa; Mollusca; Bivalvia; Myida; Dreissenidae
Product: countin-1-like
Exons: 7
Coding region: 153-911 (252 amino acids)
Source: RefSeq, a predicted model, not a curated record